CUAUAAAAACCAAAAAACUGCUGGGACUUCGUUGCAAAACCUAGCCAUGUGAUUAACACGCCACCCAAGACUGGAAAAAAUCCAAAAACAUACAGCCAUACAAAGCCUUUCCAGCAGGCUAAGCCCACCUCAGUCCACAGUAACCUCUCUCUCUCUCUCUCUCUCUCUCGAUCUCUCUCUUUCUCCUCUGCCUCUGUCUCUGUCUCUCCGUUUGAAUAAAAAAUGGAGGUAGAGAAUCGGUAUAAGAAAGGGCUGUGGACAGAGGAGGAGGACCGGAUUCUGUUAGACUACGUCAGGGUGCACGGGAGAGGAAAGUGGAACCGCAUCUCUAAGAUGACAGGUUUACAGAGGUGUGGGAAGAGCUGCAGAUUAAGGUGGCUGAAUUAUCUGAGCCCUACUGUGAAACGCGGCGGUUUCUCUGAGGAAGAAGAAGAUCUAAUCAUCAGACUCCAUAAUCUUCUGGGUAACAGGUGGUCGCUGAUUGCGGGGAGAGUGCCAGGUAGAACUGACAACCAAGUAAAAAACCACUGGAACACCCAUUUGUGCAAGAAGCUGGGCAUCAAAAACCCAAAUAAAAAAGUUGUGGGUACUUCCAAAAAAACACACUCUGCUCUUCUUCAUCGGGUGGAAGACUCUCAAUUGAUCCAAACACUCCACAGCAGCACGGAUUCUUUGGACUCUAAGCUUUGUCACAAUGGUGAUGAUCAUGAUCAUACCAAAUUGAUGGAAGUUAUGGAAAGUGAAAACCUUUGUACUCCCGGUACUGAUGCACUAUCUAAUAAUGGAGAAUCGCAAUGGAUGAUGAGCAAGCACUUUGCUGAAUUAUCGCCUUUGUUUCCGGUUGAUUAUCAACCAAUUCUGGAGGGCCCAGGCUUCCUAGAGUUUCUAGAUGGGUUCCCUUUUGACCUAACAUGGCAAAGCUUCUGAACGUUUUUUGUUUGUUAAAUCUUUCUUUGGUUAAUGAAUAAUAGUCCUUUGCCAUUAAUGGCCAUCGUUCAUCUACAUGAUCACGAUUUUAACA
Messenger RNA from Juglans microcarpa x Juglans regia, 1021 nucleotides. RefSeq names its product transcription factor WER-like. The coding region runs from base 223 to 927 and encodes 234 amino acids. Lineage: Eukaryota; Viridiplantae; Streptophyta; Magnoliopsida; Fagales; Juglandaceae. The record is from RefSeq and is a predicted model, not a curated record. The transcript has 3 exons.